AUGGCAGCAGUAGACGACGAUGGAGCAGCUCCCUCCUUCUCGGAGCCGUUGGAUCUGGUUCGCCUGUCACUCGACGAGGUCGUGUUUGUGAAGUUGCGCGGGGACCGCGAGCUCAAGGGCCGGCUUCACGCCUAUGACAGUCAUUGCAACAUUGUUCUCGGCGACGUGGAGGAGACCAUCUAUAUUGUUGAAGAAGAUGAGGCCGGAGAAGAGACCAUUAAGGUAUAUAUCGAACCCACCGCUAGAGAAGGAACGGAAUUAACUGUUUUUACAGACAAUCAAGAAGCAAGAGGAAAUGCUGUUCGUCAGGGGUACGUCGCGUUAUUCCUUAAUUUUCUUUUCUUUUUUUCUUUACUUCUCGACUCGUUUCUGAUUCUAUGA
Molecule: messenger RNA, 381 nt
Organism: Trichophyton rubrum CBS 118892
Lineage: Eukaryota; Fungi; Ascomycota; Eurotiomycetes; Onygenales; Arthrodermataceae
Exons: 2
Coding region: 1-381 (126 amino acids)
Biological process (GO): P-body assembly; mRNA splicing, via spliceosome
Cellular component (GO): Lsm1-7-Pat1 complex; P-body; catalytic step 2 spliceosome
Molecular function (GO): RNA binding
Source: RefSeq, a predicted model, not a curated record